This is a messenger RNA of Paramecium sonneborni, 1669 nucleotides long. The record is from the annotation of a GenBank genome assembly. NCBI's taxonomy places the organism in Eukaryota, Ciliophora, Oligohymenophorea, Peniculida, Parameciidae.
AUGAAUAAUUAAAAGCUCAUCAACAAUACGUAUAUAACAAAAAGAAGAAUAUCUUCUGGUUCUUUUGGAGUUGUUUAUUUAGGACAAGAUAUAAAUACACGAAAUUUUGUAGCAAUAAAAGUUGAUAAAGAAAGCAAAGAGGAAUCUAGUCUUUUAAGAGAAGUAAAAAAAUAUGAUAAUUUUACUAGGCAGAAAUUUUAAGAAGACUUUAACAUUUAAAACAUAUUCCUAAAUUAUAUUGGUUUGGAAGAGAAGGGGAUUUAACAUAUUUAGUUAUUUAAUAUUUAGGUAGAGAUUUAACUCAUUAUAUAAAAACUUUUCGAAAAUUUUCAUUAAAAUGUGUUCUUAAUAUUGCAGAAUAAAUGAUAAUCAUUUUAGAAAGUUUACAUAAACAGUAAUAAUAUUAACUAUUUAUUUUAAAGUAAUGUGAUUCAUAGAGAUAUAAAGCCAGAGAAUAUCUUGGUUGGCAAAGAAGAUGAAGAAAAUUAACUUUUCAUUGUAGACUUUGGGAUAAGUAAAUUUUAUAAAGAUGAAAAUGAAUCUCAUAUGUAAUUAAAUAUAUUAUUACACUAUAUAGUUCUCUAAGAGAGAAGUAACCUUUUAUCGGAACCACUAGAUAUGCAAGUGUUAAUGCUCAUAAAGGCUUAUCUUUGAGUAGAAGAGAUGAUAUGGAAUCCUUAGGUUACAUGUUGAUCUAUUUGCUUAAAGGUAUUCAAGCAAAUUUUAAUUUUAUAGGUUAACUUCCAUGGUAAAAUCUUUAGUUUACUUCUGAAGAUGAUAAAAUCAAUUAAGUUGGUCAUUUUAAAAUUAAAAUAGACAUAAAUGAAUUAUGUUAAGGAUUGCCUAUAGAGUUUGCUAGAUAUUUUGAUUAUGUUAAAGGAUUACCAUUUAAAUCAGAACCAAAUUAUAAAUAUUGUUUAUCAUUUUUCAGAAAGAUUUCAAAUGAACAUAAUUAUUUAUCUAAAGAACUCAUUUUUGAUUGGAUAAUCUCUUAAAAAACUGAUAGAGAUGGAUAUUCAUCCAGUAGCAAUUUGCUUAAUAGCAAACCGUCGUUGUAAUAAUUGAUUUUUAUUCUUAGAUUCAAAAAAUCAAAAGAAGAUUUGUCCUCAUGUAAUAAUAUUUAAAGUUCAUAAUUAAACUAAUCUAUAGAAUAUGAAAUGAAUUCAUUACUUAAAAUGCCUGAUAAAAAAAGAUCUACUCUCAAUCCAGAAGUCAAUCAUAAAAAACACAGACUAUAGUCUAUAAGCAGUAAUAAUGAAACUAUCUCUGAUAAUGAUUUCAAUAAUAGUAUCAUGAUUGGCAUAUAACCCAGUAUCUUGAGUAGAUUAAGUAGGAUUUCUUUUAAUUCAAACUCAAAGUUUUAAAAUAGUAAAUCUAAUGCUUCUUAAAAACCAAAUAUUCAUUAAUUUGAUCAUCUCAUCUCCAUUUCUCCUGAUUCUAAUUUAGAAAAUUUAUUAAGUGAAUAAUAAAAAAAAUCACAACUCAGUCAAUCCUUUAAUUAAUAGAGGAAAGAUGAUGAUACAACUAUAGAACUUCAGAAAAUGAAUGAAGGAGAUGAAGGUAUAGAGUCAAAAUAUACCUAGCUUAAACUUCUCUUUGUUAGAGCGUAUGUAAAUUUUUUAUCUUAUGUAGUCGCUUUAAACUUGGAUUAAACAAUAACCUAAAAUGA